Molecule: messenger RNA, 544 nt
Organism: Drosophila rhopaloa
Lineage: Eukaryota; Metazoa; Arthropoda; Insecta; Diptera; Drosophilidae
Product: putative peptidyl-tRNA hydrolase PTRHD1
Exons: 2
Coding region: 73-432 (119 amino acids)
Molecular function (GO): peptidyl-tRNA hydrolase activity
Source: RefSeq, a predicted model, not a curated record
UCUUCUUCCUUACCGGCAUUAAGUUCACAACAUUUUUAGUAAACAUUUACAAAUUCAUAUAUUUUAUAAAACAUGACCAAUAUUGUGCAGUAUAUUGUCGUCCGGAGUGAUUUGCGUUCAGCGCUUAGUUGGCCAAUGGGCGCGGUCAUCGCCCAGUGCUGCCAUGCAACAGCGGCCGUUAUACACUUAAAUUCAGAAGAUGCGGACACCGUGGCCUAUUUGAAAGAUCUGGACAACAUGCAUAAGGUGGUACUGGAGGCAAAAGAUGAGGCAGCCCUAGUGAAGCUGAGUGAAAAGUUGAAGGAAAAUGAGAUUAAGCACAAGUUGUGGAUCGAACAACCCGAGAAUAUUCCAACCUGCAUCGCAUUGAAACCCUAUGUAAAGGAUACAGUUCAUAAAUAUGUUAAACACUUUAAGCUCUUAAAGGAAUAAGGAGUGCUAAAAAAUAGUGCCUUUGAUUAGAUUAAGCCUCAUACUUUUAUAUUCUAUCAAAGUCGUACAUAACUUUUUGGUACAUUUUUCUAAUAAACUACAUGUAUACUGA